Messenger RNA from Saccharomycopsis crataegensis, 2532 nucleotides. Its product is annotated as ribosome dissociation factor GTPase. The transcript has 3 exons. Lineage: Eukaryota; Fungi; Ascomycota; Saccharomycetes; Ascoideales; Saccharomycopsidaceae. Gene Ontology annotation, biological process: translational elongation; translation. The record is from RefSeq and is a predicted model, not a curated record. The coding region runs from base 1 to 2532 and encodes 843 amino acids. Gene Ontology annotation, molecular function: GTPase activity; GTP binding; translation elongation factor activity.
AUGGCAACUUACCUCGAGGAAGACGACUUGCAUGAUUAUGCAAAUGAUGACUACGAUGAAGGUGAUGAAAUCAGUCCAGAAGACGAUGAAAAGAUUCAAGAACUCAUUCCUCAGGUGAAGAAGGAAUUGUCGCAGUACACAGGGUUUACUUAUGAUGAUAUAUACAACGAAAUUUGGGAAUGUUAUAUGGAAGUUGAUGAGGCUAUUAGCUCUUUGAAAAAAAAAUUCAAAAAAAAGCCAUCCAGCAAACCAGCACCUAAAGAAUCCAAACUUGCUGCAUUGGCAAAAAUCAAAAAGUCAAAAUCUUCUUCAGAGGGUAAAGUAGGAUUGAGUGGGCUCGCCAGCAGACUGAAUGGCAAUAAGGAUUUGAAAUCCAUUUCAAUUUUAGAUAGGCUCAGUUUGAAGAAUGAAACCUCAAGCCAGCCCAAAGUUUCAAGAGGCAAUAAUAAUUUAGAUAAUUUGGAACUGAAACCAGAAGGUGGUUCAAAACUUUCAAAGUUGGCUGCCUUACGACUAAAUAAAGGAAGAGGAAUAGCACCACCACAAAAAGAACAAAAGGAAUUGUUGAUCAGCAAGAAAGAUGUGAAUGUAGACACCAGGAAAUUUGGAAUAGGAAAAGAAAUAAAAGAGGAUCUAAUGAAAACAAUACAACCUGCGAAGGAAAAUAUCUUUGAACUUCCUUGUUCAAUUUCCUCAGAUUAUGGUAGUAUAUUUUCCAAAUUUAGCCUCAAGCAUGAGUUAUUAAAGAGCAGCACAAAUUCCUCAUUUUCCAUAAUUACAGUGAAAAACUCAACCAGUAACCCCUCUAUUCAAAAUAAAGUCAAUCAGUUCGAUAAUUUUCUUCAUAGUACUUAUCUACCAGUGACAAAGCUAAAAACUAACGACAAACUUAUAGUUUCAAGUGGAAAUAAGAUCAAGGCCAAUUUUACCAAACCUAGUCCUGAUGAUAUUGUGCUUAGCGCACAAGGUAACCAAGUAUCCAAUUCAAACAAGGAUACUGAAGAAAUCAAAGAGAAGAAGCUUGUGGAGGAUAUAACUGUGGGUGUCAAGAAUCUAAAGAUACCAAAACCAACGAAACCAAAGAAGAAAUUGGAUUUGGAUAGCAUUUUUUCCAAUGAAAAGCCAAAUUUGUCAUUUGCGGUUAUUGGGCAUGUUGAUGCUGGUAAGUCCACUUUGAUGGGAAUGUUUUUAAAAUCUCUUAACAAAGUGAACAAAAAUUUUCUCAAGAAACUUGAGGAUGAAUCAGCAAGGGCAGGUAAGAAAUCUUUUGCCUUGGCAUGGAUAAUGGAUCAAACUAUCGACGAAAGGCAAAGGGGGGUUACUGUUGAUAUUUGUACUACUGCAGUGGAUACUAACGAGGCCAAUUUCAUCAUUAUUGAUGCACCAGGUCAUAAGGAUUAUGUUCCAAGAAUGAUUUCGGGUUUAUCACAGGCAGAUAUUGGUUUGUUAAUUAUUGAUGCCAACUACGAUGGUUUUGAAAGCGGUUUUAGUUAUGAUGGUCAAACCAAGGAGCAUGCUUUGUUAUCAUACUCAUUGGGAAUGAAAAAAUUGGUAAUCGUGAUGAACAAAUUGGACAUGAUCGAUUAUGACGAAGAAAGGUACAAUGAUAUUGAAAAAAGACUAAGAGAAUUUUUGGUGAAUGAUGUUGGCUUCACUCAAGAGCAGUUGAUAUUUGUUCCUGUUUCAGGAAUUGAUGGAACCAAUGUCUCGAAGAAGCCGACCAUUAAGAGUUUGACCAGUUGGUAUCCUAACUGUAAACCAACAUUGUUGGAAAUUUUAGAAAAUGAGGCGAAAGUUUUACAUGCAGCAAAUGAAAGUAGCAAAAGUAUCUUCGAAGAGAAAUUUUUGUUUCAAAUUUCUGAUAUCAGUACAGAUUAUCAUCAAGCCUCAGAAUUUUCUAUUACUGGUAGAGUUAAUUCCGGAUUUAUUCAGACUGGCGAGACUGUGAUUUCUUCGCCAGGUGGUUUGCCAUUGCAGAUCGACUCUAUUAAAACUCCAGAAAGUGAUGCUAGUAAGGAUAUUGAAGUCUAUAAAGAAAGGGAUUGUACAGUAAAAUUUGACAACAAUGUGUUUUUGUUUUUCAAGGACAAGAAAGCAAAGGACGAGUUAAAGAGCAACAUCGAUUUAGUUCGAUCUGGAGAUUUACUUUCGAAAGUAUCAGUUGAUGAUGCUGGAGUUAUUGCUUCCACUAUAAAGUUUAAUUGUGAAUUGAAUUUAUUUGAUUUGAGAGAUAUACCAUUGCUCCCGGGGUCGAAGGUUCUUGUACACUCGGGCGGCCAAGAAAGACCUGCAGAAAUAACCCAGUUUCUUUACUUGAUUGAUAGUGAAAAGAAAAAGAAAAAGAAAAAGAGAAUUUUGCACUUAGGCUCUUACAAGAGGGCAGUUGUGGAAGUCAAGCUAAUAGAUGAAAGCACUAAGUUACCAAGACCAAUUCCUUUAAUGACAUUUGAAAAUGAUGAAAGAUUGGGAAGAAUUGUCUUUAGAAGGGAUGGAAUAACCAUUGGUGCCGGUAAAAUUUUAGAACUUUUAUGA